Molecule: messenger RNA, 772 nt
Organism: Ziziphus jujuba (common jujube)
Lineage: Eukaryota; Viridiplantae; Streptophyta; Magnoliopsida; Rosales; Rhamnaceae
Exons: 2
Coding region: 117-392 (91 amino acids)
Source: RefSeq, a predicted model, not a curated record
AAAGUGUAUCUAACCCAAAUAGAAACUAUCAGAUUUUCUCCGUUUCUCUCUCUCUCUCUCUCUCUCUCUCUUUCUCUUUGUUUUCUGUCUCUGCCUCAGACUCGGUUCUCAAAAAGAUGCAUAGAUCUUCAAGUGGUUCAAGGGUCUCCGAUGAUGGCUUCGUUGUGACCUCCUCUUCUUCUUCAUCAUUAACUUCACAAUCUUCAACUUUUAAAGCAAACCCAGAUAACACUGAUGAGCCCCUACCCACAUACAAUCCUCUCUCCCAUGCCGCCAAGAGAGAACGCUCUCGUCUCAGAUUCGCUGAGAACGCUAUCCACUUCAUACCUCUCGUGCUUGUGCUCUGCGCCAUCAUCCUCUGGUUCUUCUCCAAAUCAGGACCAAGCUUAUGAGGAUGAGGAGAGGAUCAAUGGCAAUAUUAGCGGUAACAAUACAAAGAGAAGCUUACCUCCACACUUAGAGUUGAGGGGACUUUGAUUAAGAAUACAAUACAUACUAAAAAGACACAUUUACAAGCAGGACAAGAAGAACAAGUAGUGGGGGGUCUCUCUUACCUUGAAGAGAGACCAAUAUAUGUGAAAAUGAGAUGAUAUACCAUUUUCUUUUCUUUGUUGAAAGCGAAGAUAUGCAAUCUUACUUUCUUUUUUUAUUUUUUGAGAAUUUGCAGGUCUUAGUAUGUUAUAAAUGUUGUAUUCAAAUUAUUGUCAUACUUGAUCUGAAGAAAAUUACAUUACAUGUGCUUCUGUUUGGUUAAUGCAUAUUUUUAUUGGUA